Symsagittifera roscoffensis is the source of this 2278-nucleotide messenger RNA. RefSeq lists its product as uncharacterized. Bases 199 to 2172 code for a protein of 657 amino acids. Gene Ontology annotation, molecular function: protein binding. NCBI's taxonomy places the organism in Eukaryota, Metazoa, Xenacoelomorpha, Acoela, Convolutidae. The record is from RefSeq and is a predicted model, not a curated record. The transcript is spliced from 8 exons.
ACAUGCGUUUUUGACACCUGCACGCAGAUUACGUUCAUUUGCACAAAGUGGCACGCACAUUUAUACGUUUUACAAUCAAAAUCACUUGCAUCAAAAUUUUAUACUUUCAAUACGUUUUAAAAAUUCUCUUCAACUUACAGCCGUAAGUAUUCAUUUACAUCAUACGAUCAAUUUCGGUAUAUCGGAAUUUCACUAGCAAUGCCUUCGACUGUGGCAAAUCCGAAACCAUCUUCGACUUCCAGAGGUUCAAAACCAUCUCCUAAAGACCCAAAAGCAACAGUAUCAAAAGUAGUAACAUCACCGCCCAAAGAUGAUACCGCUCCGAAAGGAGUUAGUAGUGCUUUUCUUCAGAAUUUUCUGAGCAAAACUUUAACUGAUAAAUGUUUGACGACAUCCGAAGCUUUGACUAAAAAUAUUUUACCGGAGACCAAAAAACAACAAUGUGCUUACGUUACUUUGUACGCGAAGAGUAAAAAUUCGGCCGGAGUUCCAUUUGUAUCGACUGCCAAUGUGUUCGUGAGUCAUGCGUGGAAGUAUAAACUGGCAGAUCUCAUCCAGACAUGUCUGGACUAUGCAGAGAAAUCGAAGGAGGGGAACAAGAUGUUUUUCUGGAUUGACUUAUUCACAAAUAAUCAGAACACAGCCACCUCUAAGGACCAGAGUUGGUGGAGUGACAACUUCCGAAGCAUCAUCGGACUCAUAGGCACCACCCUCCUCGUCCUCUCCCCCUGGAACAACCCCAUCCCCCUCACGCGUGCAUGGUGUCUCUGGGAAAUACUAUGUACUGUGCAGGAGAAGGCAAAGUUAGUGGUGGCUCUGCCGGCUGACCAGAAUAAAUUGUUCAACGAAGCCAUCAAACAGGACUUCACAGCUAUUCUCACAGAAUUCAGCAACAUACAGAGCAAAAAAGCGGAGGCUAGUCGCGUGGAGGACAAAGAGAUGAUCUUCGGCCAGAUCCAGGCCACCCACUCCUUCCACCAGCUGGACUCUUUAGUCAAAGACCAACUCAGACAGUGGUUGUUCACAACGGCAGAACACAUCAUCCAACAGUCAUCCUCACAGACAGACCAAACUCUGGAGACAGGGAAGUUACUCAUCCAGAUCGCCUCCUGGUACUCCCAGUUGGGCAAGUUAGAAGAGGCUGAACAGGUGUUCUCCAGAGCUGAAAAGAUAUUCACUUCAUUCCCAGCUGAGGAAAAACAGCAGCUGGCAAUGGCUAGUCUGCAUAACAACAGGGGGUACAUGUACAGCGAGAGGGGAAAACACGACGAGGCCUUGAAGAAUUUCCAAGAAGCCGUCAAAUUGAGAAUGAAACACGAGAAAGACAGCUUAGAAAUAGCAUCUCUUUACAAUAACAUCGGGUCCAUAUAUGGAAAUGUUGGGAACUACGACAAAGCGUUCGAAUAUUACGAAAAAGACAUGAAAAUCAAAGAAAAACUUAUCUCAAAUUCAUCGUCAUCCUUUGAAAAAUAUUCAUUAGCUACGAGUUUGAAUAAUUUAUCCAUGCAUUAUUUGAAUUACAAAGAUGAUACUGUUAAAGCGAAAGAACUCGGCGAAAAGGCGCUCAAACUCGCGAUCGAAAGUUUUGGUGCAGAUCAUUAUGGACUUGACAAGUUCUACGAAUGCAUGGGAACUAUUUGUCUCUACAAUGGCGAGCUGGAAACAGCCGUUGAAACCCUGGAAAAGGCUGCCAAAAUUAGCAGGGUCAAUUUAGGAGCAAAUCACGUGAAUGUGGGCAAUAUCAAGACGACUUUGGGUCUGGCGUAUAAGAAGUUGGGCAAAAUUGAGUUAGCCAUUGAGUGCUACAAGGAAUCGGAGCGUGUGCUGUGUGUGAGUUAUGGGGCGGAAAACGAAGCAUUGAGCAACUUGUACCACAACACGGCUAGUCUAUUGGCAGAGAAGGGAGACUUCAAAGGUAGCAUCGAGUAUAGACUGAAGGAUCUUAAAAUCUGCGAGGCCAAGAAGGGUACAAGUGGUCUGUCGGACAAGAACCUCUUCUGCUGUUUGAACAGUCUGGCAGUGUGCUACUUCCAGAACAGUCAAGUGAAAGAGGCUGUAGAGUGUUACAAUAAGUCGAUAAAAAUAGCGAAGAAUCUGUUUGGAGAAGACAGCGAGGAGUUCACGCAAACAAAAGACGACUUAGAAAUCGCACAAUCUUAUUUGACAACAUAGUUAUUAGAUUUUUAGACGUUAGGUUUUAGCGCAUUUGUCAAAUAACAUCGGUAUGUUUUGCUGUUAUAAAAAUUUUAUUUCAAAGUAUAUUAAUUUCACUUUAUUU